UGGAGUGCCCGCUGCGGCGCGGCAGCGAUCUCAUGCCCCUCCGGCGCUGGGCUGGGCCGGACGCGGUGCCCUCAGUCGGGGAGGGGCGGGUGCUGGGCCGGGAACCCCGGGAGGCCCGUCGCCGCCCCCCUGACGCACGAGGGGCGGUGCCGGGGCUGCCCCUCCAGCCAGUGCCCGGCUGGGCUCUGACCGACGGUCCUGCUUCUCGCUGAAGUCUCGGACUCCCAGCAUCCUCCCCCGGAGCCGGGGCGCCUGCUUCUCCGACUGCUGGCCUGGCUGUGCUUCUGGGUGGCGAUAAAGGAGCUGUCGGUGGCCUUCGCCCCGUCCUGAGGGGCCCAGUCUUGGGCUGAAUGGCAGCACCCCCGUUGGGCUGUCUGGUGCUGACCCACGUGCUGGUCGCUCUCUUUGGCAUGGGCUCGUGGGCUGCCAUCAACGGGAUCUGGGUACAGCUGCCAGUGGUGGUGAAGGACCUUCCCGAGGGCUGGAGUCUCCCCUCGUACCUCACUGUGCUUGUGGCACUGGGCAACCUGGGUCUGCUGGUGGUGACCCUGUGGAGGCGCCUGGCUCCGGGCAAGGGCGAGCGGGCCCCCAUUCAGGUGGUACAGGCGCUGAGUGUGUUGGGCACAGCCCUGCUGGCCCUGCUGUGGCACCGUGUGGCCCCCGUGGCAGGGCAGCCUCACUCUGUGGCCUUCCUAGUGCUUGCCUUGGUGCUGGCGCUGGCCAGCUGUGUUUCGAAUGUCACUUUCCUCCCCUUCCUGAGCCACCUGCCACCUCCCUUCCUGAGGUCCUUUUUUCUGGGCCAGGGCCUCAGCGCCCUGCUGCCCUGUGUGCUGGCCCUGGUGCAGGGCGUGGGCCGCCUCGAGUGCCCACCAGCCCCCACCAGUGGCCCCCCCGGGCCCCCCCAUGACUUCCCAGAACGUUUUCCUGCCAGCACCUUCUUCUGGGCACUGACCGCCCUUCUGGUAACUUCAGCAGCCGCCUUCCAGGGUCUCUUGCUUUUGCCAUCACCACCGUCCUUACCCGCGUCGAGCCCAGGGCCUGGCCCGCGGCCAGGAGCCCCAGGAGUGGAGGAGGAGGAGGAAGAGGCCUUGCCACUGCAGGAGCCGCCUAGCCAGGCAGCAGAUGCCACCCCUGGCCCAGACCCUGGGGUCCAUCGGCUCCUCUCCGCCCACAGUGUCGGCCUGCUGGGCCUGCUGGCCAUCACCAAUGCACUGACCAAUGGCGUGUUGCCUGCUGUGCAGAGCUUUUCCUGCCUGCCCUACGGGCGCCUGGCCUACCACUUGGCCGUGGUGCUGGGCAGCGCUGCCAACCCCCUCGCCUGCUUCCUGGCCAUGGGCGUACUGUGCAGGUCUUUGGCAGGACUGGUCAGUCUCUCUGUGCUGGGUAUUCUCUUUGGGGCCUACCUGAUAGCACUGGCAAUCCUGAGCCCCUGCCCACCCUUGGUGGGUACCACUGUAGGCGUGGUCCUUGUGGUGCUGUCAUGGGUGCUGUGUCUGGGUGUGUUUUCAUAUGUAAAGGUGGCCGCCAGCUCCCUUCUGCAUGGUGGGGGCCGGCCAGCAUUGCUGGCAGCUGGUGUGGCUAUCCAGGUGGGCUCCCUGCUUGGGGCUGUCGCCAUGUUCCCUCCCACCAGCAUCUAUCAUGUGUUCCGCAGUGGGAAGGACUGUGUGGAUCCAUGUGGCCCCUAAGCCUGGGCAGGUGAGGGCAGGGUGAGGUCCCCACCUCAGGCUGGGGCUGCCACACAGCCCCCAGGCCCGAGGCCCAGGGAGGCCCUCCGCACGCACAGGUACACUCAUGGACACCUGCACACUCCACAGAGGCCCUGGCACUCAGGCCAGGUGGGGACCAGAGCCAGGGCCUGGCUGGGGCUGUGGACUUGACCCUUGCCCCGGAACCUAUGUGGGAUUUGCAAAAUAAAGCAGUUUUAUUCCAUGA
Messenger RNA from Manis javanica (Malayan pangolin), 1932 nucleotides. RefSeq names its product solute carrier family 52 member 2 (gene SLC52A2). Gene Ontology annotation, molecular function: riboflavin transmembrane transporter activity. Gene Ontology annotation, cellular component: plasma membrane. Gene Ontology annotation, biological process: riboflavin transport. NCBI's taxonomy places the organism in Eukaryota, Metazoa, Chordata, Mammalia, Pholidota, Manidae. The record is from RefSeq and is a predicted model, not a curated record.